Molecule: messenger RNA, 1112 nt
Organism: Amoebophrya sp. A120
Lineage: Eukaryota; Dinophyceae; Syndiniales; Amoebophryaceae
Source: the annotation of a GenBank genome assembly
AUGAAGCAACGGGCCGCCGAGAACAAGACCUCGAUCACCGCGUCCACUUCCUGGUGCCACCUCGACGGCCUUCGACGGACCACCCAGGCGAGGAUUCUCUCCGUCCUGCUCUAUGUCGGCACAGCGUGGAUGCUCUUCGGGAUGCUGUGUGUCCUGUUCGUCCAUUACUUCAGCAAGACUUCCGAUGCCGCUCUCUGGGUUGCGAACGAGCUGUUCCUUUGGGACUUCCCGCGUGAGGAGCAUGAGGAUGUGAGGUGCGGAUGCGCCUUUUUGGUCUACUGGUUCCUCUGUUUCGGCUCGGUGCUGCUGCACUACCUGUUUGAUUUGCAGAUGCGGUUGUAUGGAGUUGCGGAAGACUUGCGAGACGCGACCGUGGUCAGGCUGCGGUUUGAUAAAAAGUGCGCGGACAGCGAGAAUUAUUCCGACCAAGGAGAGGACGACGAAGGGUACAACUCUGAGAUGAAACACGGUAGAAAAAAAAAUAAAUCAGAAAAGCACUGCUGGUCCCUCCCCUGCUCAAGCUUGCGUGCAGGUGGGGUCGCAAGUCGGACCAGGCCGCCGGAGUACGCGGUCGUGCAAGUAGAACAAGCGCAAGUGCUUUCUGAGCCUAGUCUUGCAGCUGGCCGCCGCGGGGACGAUGCAGACGGUGCUUGUCACGAGUUUCACCAGGGUCGUGGUCCGAGUUCAGCGACGAAGCGUUGGUUCGAGUAUGAUUGUGUCUGCUACGAACUGAGACAGCAAACAAGGCGUGGUAGCGACGACGACGAUGUUUUUAAGGCGACGAAUUCUACUUCCGAUAACGAGCAAGCCGACAAACAUAAUUUUCAAUUCGAGCCGGUCAUUCCCAGGCUGGAGUACACACGUGUGAGUGCAAGGACAUAUUUCGAGGCUAAGCUCAAGGGAAGUAGGACGAGCAUGGGUGAAGACACUGCGAAGAAGAUUCUGGAUGCCAUAGCGCUGCAAGAAGUGCAAGCGGCCGAAGACGAUGAUGUUAGCCCUGCGGGUGGUGCGCCUGCGGUAGUCGCUUGUUCCAAGAUAGAUCCGUACCUGUUUUUGCAAGCCAUUAUGGCUGCACCUCCACAUGCACAAGAGCAAACAGAGCUGUUGCCGUC